Phaeodactylum tricornutum CCAP 1055/1 is the source of this 1036-nucleotide messenger RNA. RefSeq lists its product with no specific name. The record is from RefSeq and is a predicted model, not a curated record. The transcript is spliced from 2 exons. Gene Ontology annotation, cellular component: nucleus; cytoplasm. The coding region runs from base 228 to 962 and encodes 244 amino acids. Gene Ontology annotation, biological process: proteasome regulatory particle assembly. Lineage: Eukaryota; Bacillariophyta; Bacillariophyceae; Surirellales; Neidiaceae. Gene Ontology annotation, molecular function: protein binding.
UCCGAAUUUGCAAGGAAGCAACGCGAAGCGGCAUUCUAGGAAUACAAUCGUGUCAGUUUCUGGAUUGCUUGCAGUUCAACUGUCACACAACACAACGCAACAAAACGUAAGAGAGUCUUUUCAAAAACGAUAGUAAAACGCAUAUAUCCACACACACGCACGUCGUGCACAGACGUUCAUUGAUCACACCGAAUAAAUUAUCCAUCCUCUACAAGAACAACGCGAAUAUGUCGGACGAUCUACAGGCCUUGAAUGCACAGAGGCAGGCCAUGGAAUCCGAGGCGCAAGCCAUAACAAACGAACUGACGGAAACCCCAGCCAAUACUGACGGUGACGGUGGCCCAGGUUUACCCAUGGGUAUCGAUACUCCGUUGGUGGAUAGCGACGGGUUUCCACGUGCUGAUAUUGACGUCUACCGGGCUCGUUCUCUGCGAGCCCGUCUCGCCGAGAUUCGGUCAGAUCUCCAGAAUCUCAUGAAAGAAAUAGAAAGUCAUUUGCAGAAACUGGCCGUGCUACGGAAUCCUGCGAAAAAGGAGGAAACUCAACAAGAAUACGCCGCCCCUCCACAGCGUGUUACGUCAGCUCCAACGUUGUCGGACGACCAUCAGAAUCUGCAGGAACUGAAACCUUUUGCCCGGAUCAACGCUGUUGCCGUAGACUCUCCGGCUGCUGAAGCAGGCUUAUUGGAAAACGACUUGGUGCUCCAAUUCGGAAACAUAACGAUGGCAAGUGCGGUCUCUCCCAUGAAUGAAGUUGCUGAGCUCGUUCCGGUAGCGGCAGGCAAUCGUGAGACCAUUCCAGUUCGUAUUCAAAGAGGCGGAAGGAGCGGCGGCAAUACGGAAGCCUCAAUUGAGAUGUUAGAACUUGCUUUGACCCCGCGCCCUUGGGCUGGGCGAGGCGUCGUAGGUUGUCACAUUGUUCCGUAUGUCGAAACGGAGGGAAACUCGUAUUCAAGCGAGUGAGGAAGAACAAAUAGCGGACGGCUGCCCGUCGAAUCAAAUACCUUACUAAUAGACUUGUCAUGCAUUUGCUACUG